Molecule: messenger RNA, 2101 nt
Organism: Nicrophorus vespilloides
Lineage: Eukaryota; Metazoa; Arthropoda; Insecta; Coleoptera; Silphidae
Gene: Fbxo42
Product: F-box only protein 42
Exons: 6
Coding region: 148-1761 (537 amino acids)
Molecular function (GO): protein binding
Source: RefSeq, a predicted model, not a curated record
CAAACAUUAGUAAACACAUUCCAGUCCGGGCAUUGUCUGAAACACGGUCGCUUUUUUUUUGAGAAGGAUCGCUAUAUUAACAACGAAAGUGAGCGCUUUGUUUGUGCGGUUAGUUUGGCGAUUACUUGCUAAUUUUUGUCCAAUCAAAUGGAGCAAAUUUACAAAUUGAACAUUGAUGAUCUGCCAGAUGAAGUGUUAGAGUUAAUAAUAAGUUUUUUGCCACCCUACAAAGAUCUGCAUGAAUGCAUGUUGGUAUGCAAAAGAUGGAGGGAUUGUGUCUUGAAUGUUACAAGAACGAAAGGUAGAAAUUUCAACAGAGCAAUUGCCGAAUUUAAUAUAUUAUGGAAAACUAUAACCCCAGAAGCGAUGGCACCGACAAUAACAAAAAGGUAUUCACAUGCUGCUGCAAUUCACAACAAUUCCAUGUACGUGUUUGGAGGCUGUGCUUGUUCAAUGACUACUUUCAAUGAUCUUUGGAGAUUGGAUCUAUCAAAAAGACAAUGGGUGAGGCCUUUAACAAUGGGGACAUAUCCAUCUCCAAAAGCUUGCAGCACCAUGGUUUGUUAUAAAGAUACUUUAGUCUUAUUUGGUGGUUGGACAUAUCCAUCUGCCUUUCCAUUACAUCAAACCUGGUAUUUGUUCAAUGAACUGCACACUUAUGAUAUUAUUGAAAAUCAAUGGUCCUCGAUAAGUAAUGAAGUGACGCCACCUCCUACAGCAGGUCAUUCGGUUACCAUUCAAAAAGAAUGGAUGGUAAUGUAUGGAGGUUUGCAGAGAGCUUCGAACGCUGUCCAUUCCAUUAAAACUAGUGACAUAUGGAAACUCAAUUUAGAAACUUUGACUUGGCACAAACAGGAAACGGGGAUUAUAAAACCUCCUGGUAGAUAUGGACAUUCUCAAACUUGGCUCGAUGAUAACAAUCUUUUAAUCAUGGGCGGUUCUGGAGGUCCAUCAGUGAAUUAUUCAGAUGCUUGGAGAUUAACUUUGACUGAUAAUCUUUGGACGUGGGUUCAAGUUGAAAUGAGAAGCAUUACAGAAGCGCCAGAUAACUUAUGGUGCAACCCAGCUUGCAGAGUUGAUAAUAAAAUAAUAGUAUUAAGUAGAAGUAAGGAAAGUACGGAAAUACCACCAUUCAUGUAUAUUUCAAAAGGAGUGUGGGUAUCCAGAGAAGAAGCUGAGAGAAGUCAAAGGGGUCAACAGCAUAGGAUAGAUUUGGCACAUAGACAAGUGGAUAGAGAUGAGAAUGUUAAUGGAAGGAGAGGCGUCUUAAAGGGUACGAAAAAAAGUAAUCCCGUUGAAGUGGUGGUAGCUGGUUCAAGUGGUGUUCAAAAUAAUAGACCUGAGGAUCGUUCAAUACGAAUGGCGGCCUUUGCAACAGAGAAGAAACCAGAAGAGGAUGUGGAUAAACAAGUUAGGCAAGAAAAAAUUAAAAAAGCUGAAGAAGCCUGGAAGAAGGCGUUGAAAGCUAAAGAGAAUGCCCAGCGUGUGCGUCCGAGGAAAAUACUGGGACUAUACGUUCUUGACAUCACGCAUGCAUUAGAUGAGAAACCGUAUGUUACAUGGCUUCCUCCUACGGACGGUGGCUUGAACUGCGAAGGCCCUGAGGAGACAGUACUAUAUACUUUACUUCAAGGCAAUUCUGAACUUAUUAUGUUUGGAGGAAUCCAAAAGGAUGCAAGUUCUGUGGCGUGCACUACGAAUCUCAGCAAUCAAGUAUCCAACUCGUUGCAUUUUUUAACGGCUCCAAGUUACCAAUUUUAAAAUGUUAUUUUAUCUUUCAUUUAACAACUAACUACUGUGUUUAGUUAAGCAAAUACAUUUUAACUAAAUAUUUUUUUUUUAUUAAUUAAUGAAAACACUGCAACUCCAUUGCUUUUGACCGAUAUUUGCGAUUACAUUAACAAGUUUUUGUGCGAAUCGAAGAAUAUAACAAAUAUAAAUUAUUUAAACAAACAAAAAAAUGCUUAGUGUUGCAUCAUUGCGUAACUAAAAGAUGGAUUAUAUAAUCAACGGCUAAAAGUAUGUCACCAAUUGGGUUUUCACAGUCCUUUAUAUUAAUUUAUUUCCUAUUUAUAUUUAAGAAAAUUGUAUGAUAUUAAAA